Clunio marinus is the source of this 318-nucleotide messenger RNA. NCBI's taxonomy places the organism in Eukaryota, Metazoa, Arthropoda, Insecta, Diptera, Chironomidae. The record is from the annotation of a GenBank genome assembly.
AUGGACAUAGAAAUGUUUGUCUAUAUACAAUAUCUAAGUCAAAGCAGAUUUUCUGGUUUAUUUUUGGGAUACGAUUCUAAUUUCCUUUUAUUCAACUUUAUAUCAAUUUGUGAACUUGAAUUGAAUAUAGUUGAAGGGUUUUAUUUUGUGACUUCCAAGUUGAUUCACAUACAAAUAACUCUUAAAAGUAAAAAUAAGACAAAAAAUUACAUUUCAACACCUUUAUUCCGUAACACAUGGCUCAUCAUGGAGAAAGACGAAUUCUGUGGAGAAAAACAUUUGAAUUUAUUUUUGAUUGAUCUUAAUUCAAAUGAUUAG